Molecule: messenger RNA, 3288 nt
Organism: Populus trichocarpa (black cottonwood)
Lineage: Eukaryota; Viridiplantae; Streptophyta; Magnoliopsida; Malpighiales; Salicaceae
Product: leucine-rich repeat receptor protein kinase HPCA1
Exons: 19
Coding region: 211-3147 (978 amino acids)
Biological process (GO): protein phosphorylation
Molecular function (GO): ATP binding; protein binding; protein kinase activity
Source: RefSeq, a predicted model, not a curated record
AUUAAAAGAAAGCACCAUAGGAGAGGGGACUUUUUUCUUUUUUCUUCUCUCUUGUUGAUAUGACAGAGCAGCAGAAUCCACCUCGUUCCUUGUUCUAUCGUCCUCAGCGUAGCAUUUGAGACCAGCCCGGCUCCACUUUUAGACUUGUUUUUGUACGUGGCUGAUGUUGGAAGUUUAGUAGCCUGACAUUAAUUCAAUAUUGUAGCAGCCAUGGGACUGGGCGGAGGCACUGCCCGGUUGCUCUUCCUUCUUACUUUCUUUACUUCAGGAAUUCAUCUCAUUUUCUCUGACACGGACCCAAGUGAUGCUGCAGCACUCCAAUCCCUCAAGAAGCAAUGGCAAAAUACACCACCAAGUUGGGGGCAGUCUCAUGAUCCAUGCGGAGCACCCUGGGAAGGAGUCACGUGCUCCAAUUCAAGGAUCACUGCAUUGGGGUUAUCAACCAUGAACCUCAAAGGGAAGCUAAGCGGUGAUAUUGGAGGACUCACCGAAUUGAGAUCCUUGGACCUAUCAUUUAACACAAACCUCACAGGAUCCCUCACUCCUCGGUUUGGAGAUCUGCUAAAAUUGAACAUCCUAAUCCUUGCUGGUUGUGGCUUCAGCGGUAGUAUUCCAGAUGAGCUGGGCAAUCUUGCUGAGCUAUCCUUCUUGGCUCUCAACUCAAACAACUUCUCUGGUGGAAUCCCUCCUUCUCUAGGUAAACUCUCCAAACUCUACUGGCUGGACCUUGCAGACAAUCAAUUGACAGGACCUAUCCCAAUCUCCAAAAACACCACCCCAGGCUUGGACCUACUACUAAAUGCUAAGCACUUCCAUUUCAAUAAAAACCAGCUUUCAGGUUCCAUUCCACCUGAACUUUUCAGCUCUGAUAUGGUGCUGAUACACGUAUUGUUCGAUGGGAACCAACUUGAAGGAAAUAUUCCUUCCACAUUAGGCCUAGUUCAGACUCUCGAGGUUCUUCGACUUGAUAGAAAUGCUUUAUCUGGCAAGGUCCCAAAAAAUUUGAACAACCUCUCGAGCCUCAAUGAACUGAAUCUAGCACACAAUAAGCUGAUAGGCCCUUUACCAAAUUUAACAAAAAUGGACGCCCUCAAUUAUGUGGAUCUUAGCAACAAUUCUUUCUAUUCUUCAGAAGCUCCUGAUUGGUUCUCAACCUUACCAUCUCUCACCACCUUAGUUAUAGAACAUGGAUCGCUUCAUGGGACUUUGCCAUCAAAAGUGUUCAGUUUUCCCCAGAUACAGCAAGUGUUAUUGAGGAAUAAUGCACUCAAUGGCUCCUUCAACAUGGGUGACAGCAUUAGUACACAGCUUCAACUUGUUGAUCUUCAGAACAAUCAGAUUUCCUCUGUAACACUGACGGCUGAUUACACAAACACAUUAAUACUUGUAGGAAACCCGGUGUGCACUGCUCUCUCGGAUACCAAUUACUGUCAGCUCCAACAGCAGUCUACAAAGCCUUAUUCCACUAGCCUAGCUAAUUGUGGCAGUAAAAUGUGUCCCCCUGAACAGAAGCUGAGCCCUCAGAGUUGCGAAUGUGCCUAUCCAUAUGAAGGGACCCUGUACUUCAGAGCACCCUCCUUCCGGGAAUUGUCCAAUGUGAAUAUGUUUCACUCACUAGAAAUGUCUCUUUGGGGCAAACUGGGCCUAACUCCUGGUUCCGUUUUUCUUCAGAACCCUUUUUUUAAUGUUGACGACUACCUUCAGGUGCAGGUCGCACUAUUUCCACCCACUGACAAAUAUUUUAAUAGGUCUGAAAUUCAGAGUAUUGGAUUUGACUUGACCAACCAAACCUACAAGCCUCCCAAAGAUUUUGGACCCUACUAUUUUAUUGCCUCGCCUUAUCCUUUUCCAGAUGCUUCCAGAGGAAGUUCUAUGAGCACUGGUGUUGUUGUUGGGAUAGGGAUUGGCUGUGGCUUACUGGUUAUGAGCCUUGUUGGAGUAGGGAUUUAUGCCAUUCGUCAGAAGAAACGUGCAGAAAAAGCCAUUGGAUUGAGUAAACCAUUUGCUUCUUGGGCUCCAAGUGGCAAAGAUAGUGGCGGGGUACCUCAGUUAAAGGGAGCAAGAUGGUUCUCAUAUGAAGAACUAAAAAGGUGCACUUACAACUUUACAGAAAGCAAUGAGAUAGGUUCUGGAGGCUAUGGCAAGGUGUAUAGAGGAAUGCUUUCUGAUGGCCAAGUAGUGGCAAUCAAAAGAGCUCAGCAAGGAUCAAUGCAGGGCGGGCUCGAGUUCAAGACUGAAAUUGAGUUGCUAUCACGAGUUCAUCACAAAAACCUUGUUGGUCUUGUGGGUUUUUGUUUUGAACAAGGAGAACAGAUGCUAGUUUAUGAAUAUAUGCCUAAUGGAACACUGCGGGAAUGCUUGUCAGGGAAGUCUGGCAUUUAUCUUGACUGGAGAAGGAGACUUCGCAUUGCUCUUGGGUCGGCUAGAGGAUUAGCUUACUUACACGAGCUUGCAAAUCCUCCUAUAAUCCACAGAGAUGUCAAGUCCACCAACAUUCUGUUGGAUGAAAAUUUAACAGCAAAGGUCGCUGACUUUGGCCUGUCAAAGCUGGUAUCAGACAGCUCGAAAGGACAUGUUUCAACCCAGGUUAAAGGAACCCUGGGUUAUCUGGAUCCUGAAUAUUACAUGACACAACAAUUAACAGAGAAGAGCGAUGUGUACAGUUUUGGGGUGGUCAUGCUUGAGCUGAUAGCAGCUAAGCAACCUAUAGAGAAAGGGAAGUACAUUGUGCGGGAAGUAAGAAUGGCAAUGGACAGGAAUGAUGAAGAGCACUAUGGAUUGAAAGAAAUAAUGGAUCCAGGCCUUAGAAACAUGGGAGGGAAUCUGGUAGGAUUUGGGAGAUUUUUGGAAGUGGCAAUGCAGUGUGUUGAAGAGUCAGCAACAGAGCGUCCAACAAUGAGUGAGGUGGUGAAGGCAAUAGAAAUGAUAUUGCAAAAUGAUGGGGUGAACACAAACUCAACAACAUCAGCAUCUUCUUCAGCAACAGACUUUGGAGCUUCAAGAGGCGGUGGUCCCCUUAGACAUCCUUACAAUCAUGAUGUUGUAGCUGCCAAGAAUAAGGUGGAUGUUGUCGACAAUAUUAAUAAUAACAAUGCCUUUGAUUAUAGUGGUGGCUACACUCUCUCAGCAAAAGUUGAACCCAAGUAGCUGUAGCGACCAACCCUUUUUUUUUUUUGUCUAUUGUUUUCCUUCCUUCAUGUUGAUUUAUAGUGUGUUCAAUGCGAUAUGAAAACAAAAGGCCAUUAUUUUAUUUGUAGUAGUUUAUAUAUACAUGUGUAGUUUACGCGC